Molecule: messenger RNA, 2003 nt
Organism: Aptenodytes forsteri (emperor penguin)
Lineage: Eukaryota; Metazoa; Chordata; Aves; Sphenisciformes; Spheniscidae
Gene: SPSB4
Product: splA/ryanodine receptor domain and SOCS box containing 4
Exons: 2
Coding region: 1-822 (273 amino acids)
Biological process (GO): intracellular signal transduction; proteasome-mediated ubiquitin-dependent protein catabolic process
Cellular component (GO): SCF ubiquitin ligase complex
Molecular function (GO): protein binding
Source: RefSeq, a predicted model, not a curated record
AUGGGCCAGAAAAUCUCAGGGAGCAUAAAGUCUGUGGAUGUGAGGGAGCCCCCUUAUAGACCUGUUAAACGAGAGCUGAGAGGCCCGGAUUUUUGCAAGCCGGCGCGACUGGACAUGCUGUUGGAUAUGCCCCCUGCCAACCUGGAGGUCCAGUAUAAACAUGCUUGGAACAAUGAAGAUCGCUCCUUAAAUAUAUUUGUAAAGGAAGAUGAUAAACUGACUUUCCAUAGACACCCCGUUGCCCAAAGCACAGAUUGCAUCCGGGGCAAAGUCGGCUACACGAGAGGCCUGCACGUCUGGCAAAUCCACUGGCCCACGAGGCAACGGGGAACUCACGCUGUGGUGGGCGUCUCCACGGCCGAAGCUCCGCUGCACUCGGUGGGAUACACGUCGUUGGUGGGUAGCAAUAGUGAAUCGUGGGGCUGGGAUCUGGGACGCAACAAACUCUACCACAAUUGUAAAAACCAGCCUGGGGUCACGUAUCCUGUCUUUUUGGAACCGGAUGAGUCUUUUGUACUCCCAGACUCCUUACUGGUGGUUUUGGAUAUGGAUGAAGGGACGCUUAGCUUCAUGGUAGAUGGACAGUAUCUUGGAGUGGCCUUCAGGGGACUCAAAGGGAAAAAACUUUACCCCAUAGUCAGUGCAGUUUGGGGGCACUGUGAAAUUACAAUGAGAUACAUCAACGGACUUGACCCGGAACCCCUGCCUUUAAUGGACUUGUGCCGAAGAUCAAUUCGUUUUGCUCUUGGCAGAGACCGCCUGCAUGACAUAGAAAUUCUACCUUUGCCUCUGUCUCUGAAAAAUUAUUUACAGUACCAAUAAGAUGUCUAGAACCCUCUGGCCUCACAUUGGACUACAUCAAUGCAAAUGGCAGAAAAUUGUUUACAGCAAAAUACAAAUCUUCGUGAUGGACACUUAAGUGUUAUUUAAUUUUUAAUAUAUAUUUUUUUCCUGAACCAGUGAAAGCAGAUCACUGUGGGGGACUACUAAAGAAUGUGAAAACGUUGAUUUGAUUGAGAUUCGUGUAUUAUCUGUUGCCUGUUGUGUUUACAGUCCUGAAGGCCAUUAUUCUCAUCUGUCGUAUAUUGGUUUAUCUUUGUUGCCUCUGGUAAUGCCAAUAGAAAAUCUGACCUGCAAGAUCCACUGUUAUGCAGGACAGAGCAUUCUUCAAUAAUGCUUUUUUUUUUUUCCUUUCUCUCUCUUACAUGUCACCCCAAUAGAUAAAAAUAAAUUAGCAAAGGAAAAAUCUUGACAGUAACUUUUGAAAAAUAUUUAAUCCUUGCCUUUGUUAUCCAGAGUUGUGGAGAGCUUUGAGUGUUCAGCACUCAACAUAAUCAGGCCUAUAAUAUCUAAAAGUUCUAACAUUUAAAAUAAAGCAGAUUAGUGUCUAGAAGAAGAGUAUGUGAUUUAAAAACACUAGGGGAAAAAAACUGGUAUGUGUGUCAGAAAGAUCAGGUUUUGGACGUGGUAACAGUGAGAUGCAGUCCGUUGUUUUCAAGACCAAAUCUAGUCCCUCCAAAGUUCUGCAGUUUAUAACAAAGUGUUCACUAUCCCAAGAAUUUAGGAUAUUCGUAUUUUAGAAAGCUUGUCACUUUUUUAUUUGAACAAAUUUAUAAUUUUUAUGUGGUAUGAACUCUAAGUACUUGGUUCUCUUUUUAAUGUAUGUGUGGUUAUAAUGUUUAUUUAUCUGUUUAGAGUCUGUGGGGUUCUCAUUUAACUGUUCCCCAUCUUGGGGUGACUGAUUUUGUUUUUUUCCCCAACUCCACCUGAAAUGCAUUAAUUUUUUCAGGCUCAUCCCAUUUUUUAAGAUGCUGCUUUCUAUUUGCAUUUCUUACAUGUUUCAAGUUAUCGCCUGAUCAGUUAUCUAGUUUUUAAACUGGAAGUUGUUGUUACGGCAGGAUGUCAAAUGUUUAGACUGAGCUGCCUCCAGCAUAUUUUAAUGUGAAUUUACUGAUGAAUGAGGAGAAAAUUUCUAAUAAAGUCUACUGUCCAAAAUAAAACUC